Messenger RNA from Cavia porcellus (domestic guinea pig), 1317 nucleotides. RefSeq names its product abhydrolase domain containing 10, depalmitoylase (gene Abhd10). The transcript has 5 exons. Gene Ontology annotation, cellular component: mitochondrion. The record is from RefSeq and is a predicted model, not a curated record. NCBI's taxonomy places the organism in Eukaryota, Metazoa, Chordata, Mammalia, Rodentia, Caviidae. Gene Ontology annotation, molecular function: hydrolase activity, hydrolyzing O-glycosyl compounds; palmitoyl-(protein) hydrolase activity. Bases 68 to 976 code for a protein of 302 amino acids. Gene Ontology annotation, biological process: protein depalmitoylation.
GACGGCGCAUGCGCAGCCUCGGAACUGCGUGUACGGAGUGAUCCCGAGCGCGGGGGCCGCUGGGAAGAUGGCGAGCGUGGGCCUGGCCGCUUGGCGGUCUUGUUUCAUUGGAGGCCAGGCAACCGCUUCUUUUGGCCACUACCAUAACCUCAGCGCACCAACACUGAAGUCCCAGCGGGUGCCCUGGAGGUUCCCAGUUUGCAGACAAAAGACAUCAUUCUCUUUCCUUAAUCGACCAGAUCUUCCAAAACUGGCUUAUAAGAGGCUAAACGGCAAAAGUCCAGGAGUUAUCUUCAUCCCUGGCUACAUCUCUAACAUGAAUGGUACAAAAGCACUGGCGAUUGAGGAAUUUUGCAAAUCUCUAGGGCAUGCCUAUAUAAGGUUUGAUUACUCAGGAGUUGGAAAUUCAGAGGGUAACUUAGAAGAAUGCACGGUGGGGAAAUGGAGAAAAGAUAUUCUUUCUAUAAUUGAUGAUAUAGCUGUAGGACCACAGAUACUGGUUGGAUCUAGCCUUGGCGGGUGGCUUAUGCUUCAUGCUGCAAUUGCACGACCAGAAAAGGUCAUGGCUCUUGUUGGUGUAGCUACAGCUGCAGAUACCCUAGUGACCCGGUUUAAUCAGCUUCCUGUUGAGGUAAAAAAAGAAGCAGAGCUGAAAGGCACGUGGACCCUGCCGUCAAAGUACCACGAAGACGGAGUUCACCACAUUCGGUACAGUUUCAUCCAGGAAGCGGCGCACCACUGCCUGUUGCACAGCCCCAUCCCUGUGAACUGCCCUGUGAGACUGCUGCACGGCCUGAAGGAUGACGUCGUCCCUUGGCACACGUCCAUGCAGGUGGCUGACCGAGUGCUCAGCACAGACGUGGAUGUCAUCCUGCGGAAAGACAGUGACCACCGAAUGAAGGAAAAGGCGGACUUACAGCUUCUUACUUACACUAUCGACGAUUUAAUCGAUAAGCUUUCAACUAUAGUUAACUAGAAUCAUGUUACUUGGUAUGUAAACUGACAUAUCCAAAAGAUUGAAAAAAAUAGCAAAUCCAAGAUCCUGAUUCUUUAGGCUUUUCCCUGCUACCUCUGUUUGUAAAUAUCGAAUGAGUAUUUAUUUAAUGAUGGCUCUGCACAAAUAAUAUGAAUUAUGACAAAAGUACUGGCUGCUGUUUUGACAGUUUUCUCCUUCCUACAAUCUUUAAUUUUUUUUUCAUUAAAAUAAUUCCUAUAUUUCAUUCAAGAGAUGUUUACCUUUCUUAUGAAUAUGUUAGCUGGCCCACCUCUUACAUUCCUGCCUACUUACCAUCAUUAAUAAAGUUUGAGUAUUUUGGG